This is a messenger RNA of Effrenium voratum, 1026 nucleotides long. Lineage: Eukaryota; Dinophyceae; Suessiales; Symbiodiniaceae. The record is from the annotation of a GenBank genome assembly.
GACUCAUGGGCUGACUACAUGCAUCCAACUUGGCCACAGGUCCUCGGGCGUCGCUUGGGCGCCCCGGUGCACAACUUCGCGCAAGCAGGCUCCCUAUGUGCAGAUAUUCGGGGCCAAGCACAAAGGGCGAUCAUGAGCCCGCAGGUGCCGAAAGCGCCUGGCGGGUUGCUGUCGCCGGAGACGCUGGUGGUGGUCCACACGUGCGGCAAUGAUUUCAUUAUGAAGAUGGCGGAGGCCUUUAUGGGUGGAGGUCUUGGGUUUCUUGGUGGCGUGCAAGGCGGCAUGGCCACGCCAGAGAUGCUGCAGCCCAACCCUGGGGUGUCAGAGGUGCAAAUCAUGAAGGAGUUCCUGGUGUCCAUGCACCGGGCGGGCGCCAGGAACUUCUUGGUGUCUGGUGUGCCGAUCUUUCUGGACAUGCCAGUGUUCAACAUGGCCAUGCCAGUCAUUGCCGGCAUGGUGAAUUCUGGCAAGCUGGAGGCACUGGGCGUGUCGCCUGGAGACCCUCCGCGACUGGCAGUCGAGGUGCAGGCCACAGCCCUGCACGAGCGCUGGGAGGAGCUGGUGCAGGACUUCAGCAAGAGCCAUGCGGACAGCACCUGUGUCUUCUUUGAUGAGGUGGCGGCGCUGGAGCGGCUGCGGCACUCCUUCGGCCCCGCGGUCUUCGACCGCUCCAUGUGGGACUUCUCCAUGUUCCACCCCACACAGUGGGGUCACGAUCAGCUGGGCGCGGAGGCCCACCGCCUCACCACGGAGAAGUUCCCGGGGCUGGCACCAUCCACCAACGGGGUUGCGCACACCAACGGGGUCGCGCACACCAACGGGAGUGCGCACACCAACGGGGUCGCGCAUAGCAACGGGGUCGCGAAGACCAACGGCUAUGCCAAAGAAGGAGCAUCUGCGCCGGCCGACGGAAAGGGCAAGGCCAUGAAGGUGAACGUGCGCAAUGUCAAGGGGGACGUCUCCCUGGAAGUGGCCUGCGAGGGCAGUUGGACCACCGCGCGUCUGCGGGAGGCUGCCGCAUCCUAA